GCUCUCCUGUUCCCUCUCCCAUAGAUGUCCAGCUCCCCGCUGUCCAAGAAGCGCCGCAUCUCUGGGUCUGAGGCACCGACGGGCUCCAGCCGUGCCCCUGUCCCCAGCGUGUCCCCCAGCGCCACCCCCACCAACGGCAUGGCGAAGAACGGGGGCGAAGCCGAGAUCGAUGAGGGGCUCUACUCCCGCCAGCUGUACGUGCUGGGCCACGAGGCCAUGAAGCGGAUGCAGACGUCCAACGUCCUGGUGUCGGGGCUCCGGGGGCUGGGGGUGGAAGUGGCCAAAAACCUGGUGCUGGGGGGGGUCAAAUCCGUCACCCUCCACGACCCCCACCCUGCUGCAUGGCCUGACCUGGCCUCCCAGUUCUACCUGCGGGAGGAGGACGUGGGGCAGAACCGGGCGGAGGCGACGCUGCCGCGCUUGGCCGAGCUCAACUCCUACGUGGCCGUGAGCAGCAGCCAGGAGCCGCUGAGCCAGGAGCUGCUCGCGCCCUUCCAGGUCGUGGUUUUGACCAACUCAUCCCUGGAGGAGCAGCUGUGGGUCGGGGACUUCUGCCACAGCCACGGCAUCAAACUGGUGGUGGCCGAUACCCGCGGGCUCUUCGGCCAGCUCUUCUGUGACUUUGGGGACGACAUGGUGGUGACCGACACCAACGGCGAGCAGCCCCUCAGCGCCAUGGUUUCCAUGGUAACCAAGGGCUGCCCAGGGGAGGUGACGUGUCUGGAUGAGGCCCGGCACGGCUUCGAGACCGGCGACUUCGUCACCUUCACCGAGGUGGAAGGGAUGGAGCAGCUCAACUCCUGCGGCCCCAUGGAGAUCCGCGUCCUCGGGCCCUACACCUUCAGCAUCGGGGACACGAGCGACUUUGGGGACUACGUGCGGGGGGGCAUCGUCACCCAGGUCAAGAUGCCCAAGCACAUCCGCUUCAAGCGGCUGCGGGAGUCGCUGGCGGCCCCGGAGCUGAUGGUCACCGACUUCGGGAAGGCCGAGCGGCCCCCGAUGCUGCACUGGGGCUGGCAGGGCCUGCACCGGUUCAUGGCCCAGCACGGGCACGCGCCGAGGGCACGGCACCAGGGCGACGCGGCCGAGAUGGUGGCCUUGACCCGGGCCCUGGCCCCGGGGGUGGACCUGGAUGAGAAGCUCCUGCAGGAAUUGGCUUUCCAAGCCACCGGAGACCUGGCCCCCGUCAACGCCUUCAUCGGGGGCUUGGCAGCCCAGGAGGUCAUGAAGGCCGUGUCCGGGAAGUUCACCCCCAUCACCCAAUGGCUCUACUUUGACGCCUUGGAAUGUCUUCCUGAGGAGAACAAAGAGACGAUUCUGACCGAGGAGCAGUGUCGCCCGCGCAACAGCCGCUACGACGGACAGAUCGCCGUCUUCGGGGCCGACCUGCAGGCCAAGCUGGGAGCCCAGAAGUACUUUGUGGUGGGUGCGGGCGCCAUCGGUUGUGAGCUGCUGAAGAACUUUGCCAUGAUGGGGCUGGGCUGCGGGCCCGAGGGCUCCAUCACCGUCACCGACAUGGACACCAUCGAGAAGUCCAACCUCAACCGCCAGUUCCUCUUCCGGCCUUGGGAUGUCACGAAGCUGAAGUCGGAGCGGGCGGCGGCGGCCGUGCGGGCCAUGAACCCUUCGCUGCGCAUCACGAGCCGCCCCGAGCGCGUCGGCCCCGAGACCGAGCGCGUCUACGACGACGACUUCUUCGAGGCCCUCGACGGCGUCGCCAACGCCCUCGACAACGUUGAUGCCCGGCUCUACAUGGACCGGCGGUGCGUGUACUACCGGAAGCCGCUGCUGGAGUCGGGCACGUUGGGCACGAAGGGGAACGUGCAGGUGGUGAUCCCGUUCCUGAGCGAGUCGUACAGCUCGAGCCAGGACCCCCCCGAGAAGGCCAUCCCCAUCUGCACCCUCAAGAACUUCCCCAACGCCAUCGAGCACACGCUGCAG
This is a messenger RNA of Pezoporus occidentalis (night parrot), 1941 nucleotides long. RefSeq names its product ubiquitin like modifier activating enzyme 1 (gene UBA1). The annotation marks the transcript as partial. The transcript is spliced from 15 exons. Gene Ontology annotation, molecular function: ubiquitin activating enzyme activity. The record is from RefSeq and is a predicted model, not a curated record. Gene Ontology annotation, biological process: DNA damage response; ubiquitin-dependent protein catabolic process; protein ubiquitination. Lineage: Eukaryota; Metazoa; Chordata; Aves; Psittaciformes; Psittacidae. Gene Ontology annotation, cellular component: cytoplasm; nucleus.